This is a messenger RNA of Macrosiphum euphorbiae (potato aphid), 330 nucleotides long. Lineage: Eukaryota; Metazoa; Arthropoda; Insecta; Hemiptera; Aphididae. The record is from the annotation of a GenBank genome assembly.
AUGUCUCUAUUAUGGGGCCAUCUGCUUGAACGUUUUAAUUUAAGUAGCAAAAGAUUACAAUCUGUUGAUAUGGAUUUGGUUAAAAUUGCUGAAAUAUAUCAAUCAUUGGUUUGUUAUGUGAAUGACUUACGAACAGAUAGUGAAUAUGAAUACUACAAAAAGUUAGCGAUUGAAAAGUGGGGAAUUGAAGACUUUGAAGUACAAAGAAACGAACAAAGAAUAGAAAAACAUUUAUUGAUGAUGGUCCAGCUACAGAUGAUAGCAAUGCAAUUGAUUUUAAAGUCACCACUUAUCUGGCUAUCUUGGAUAGAAUUCAGGCUGAGCUCAUAA